This is a messenger RNA of Notolabrus celidotus (New Zealand spotty), 4092 nucleotides long. It is a transcript of the gene tacr3a, whose product is annotated as tachykinin receptor 3a. The transcript is spliced from 5 exons. Gene Ontology annotation, cellular component: sperm midpiece; plasma membrane. The record is from RefSeq and is a predicted model, not a curated record. Gene Ontology annotation, biological process: G protein-coupled receptor signaling pathway; positive regulation of flagellated sperm motility. Gene Ontology annotation, molecular function: tachykinin receptor activity. NCBI's taxonomy places the organism in Eukaryota, Metazoa, Chordata, Actinopteri, Labriformes, Labridae. Bases 292 to 1530 code for a protein of 412 amino acids.
ACACCCUCAUUCAACAGGCACUGAGGAUACAAUUUAGCCUACAUGUACAGUUUCAGCGCGUCUAUACCGAUUUUUUUUUCUAUUGAAAUUUUUUGGAUUUAGUUAAAGGAUAACACUGCAGGGAUUUGGAAAGGAGAUGCAUCAUCUUUGGGGAUGUUGAUGAGUUUAAGUCGCGCGCUAUGGUGCACAGACGCACAUCCUCUCUUAUACUAGGCUCUAGCUUCUCAGUUCGUAGAUCAGACUCUUGAAUCAACCCAAGCUUUGAAUAUACUCGGGUAUACAGAGAAGAGGAUGGCAGCUCCACUUAACGGAUCCAACAUUACAGCGAACUACACUAACCAGUUUGUUCAGCCGCCGUGGCGCGUGGCUCUCUGGUCCGUUGCUUACAGCGUGGUGCUGGCGGUGGCGGUGUUUGGAAACCUCAUAGUGAUAUGGAUCAUCCUCGCCCACAAGCGUAUGAGGACUGUGACGAACUACUUUCUCUUAAACUUGGCGUUUUCGGACGCGUCCAUGGCCGCGUUUAAUACUUUGAUAAACUUUAUCUACGCUGCUCACGGGGAGUGGUACUUCGGUGAGGCGUACUGCAAAUUCCACAACUUCUUCCCUGUAACAUCGGUGUUUGCGAGCAUCUACUCCAUGACUGCCAUAGCUGUGGACAGGUACAUGGCCAUCAUUUAUCCCCUGAAGCCCCGUCUGUCGGCGAAAGCCACCACAGGAGUCAUCGUGUGUAUCUGGAGUCUGGCCGUGGUUCUGGCCUUCCCUCUCUGCUACUUCUCCACCAUCCGAACUCUGCCCCGCAGGACCCUCUGCUACGUGGCCUGGCCCCGAAUGGCAGACGACUCCUUCAUGUAUCAUAUCAUAGUGACAGUUCUGGUGUACGUGCUGCCUUUAGGGGUGAUGGGCAUCACUUACACCAUCGUGGGAAUGACUCUGUGGGGAGGGGAGAUCCCAGGAGACUCAUCUGAUAACUAUCAUGGACAGCUCAGGGCUAAACGUAAGGUGGUGAAAAUGAUGAUCAUCGUGGUGGUGACCUUUGCCCUCUGCUGGCUGCCUUAUCACAUCUACUUCAUCGUGACAGGUCUCAACAAGAGUCUGAACAAGUGGAAGUACAUCCAACAGGUUUAUCUGUCAGUGCUGUGGCUGGCAAUGAGCUCCACUAUGUACAACCCCAUCAUCUACUGCUGCCUCAAUAGCAGGUUUCGUGCUGGUUUCAAGCGAGCAUUUCGUUGGUGCCCAUUCAUCAAGGUAUCCAGCUAUGAUGAGUUGGAACUACGAACCACGCGGCUGCACCCAACACGCCAGAGCAGCAUGUGCACGCUGUCACGGAUGGAUACCACCGUGGUGGUGGUUUACGAUCCGGUGGAGGGCAAUGGCAGUGCUGUGGGUGGCUCUGGGAGGAAGCACUCCACAGCAUCCAGGAAGAGAAGCUAUAUCACGUCUCGCCACUCAGAGAUCAGCGGGUGUAAUGGAGGCAGCACGAAAACGCAAAAUGGAGAGGCUCAGGUCAUUCAAACAGAAGAGUUCUCCUGAAGGUUGACCCCACAGACUUUCGCUCAUGUGUAUGAAAUGUGUUCACAUGCAUAACCCUCUUUACAUACAAACAGUGCAUGUCAUGUUUGCACAAUUUAGACUUAGUGGCAUUGUGGAAGUGUUUGCUUUUAACAUGCAGAGAAUAAUCACAUAUGGCUGUGAAUGGAUUACCAAGCAGGAUAAGUCAUAGCAGAGGCCCCGGGACCAUGAGCCUUUUCGGAGCAAGUGUUUCCAGCAGCCAACAACACAAUAUUGAUUGGCAUAUACAUAUUGGCAAUACUGAGUGAAAUCCAAAUUAAUUUCAUUAUAUGUAAUCAUAUAGUUGUAUAAUAAAGUAAUAUAGUUUAUGGUCCUGAAAACAAGACUCAAUAACAUUUAUAUGAUAUCUGCGAGGAGUGGUGUCAGGAUCUGGGCUUACAAGGGUUUUGCGGGCAGCAGAUCAAAAUAGGCGGCAGCAUCAGGUGGAUUUGUGAAUCAUACAGGUGCUCCUCUGUCCUCAUGCUUUGGCAACAACUAUGAUGUUUAUUUGUACAUGAAAAAAAAAAAAUCAACAGGACAGGAAAUAAUCGUAUGGCUUAAGUUUGGGCGUUGCAGACUUGGUGAAAUGGUGUUCAAAGCCACUUAUCCCUAUCAAACAACAUACAAACUGAACAAUGCCCAACUUGUUACAGUAUGUUGGUAUCCAGCCAAAGCAGUUUGCCUUUGACUGGUAUUUUCCCGGUUUUCCCCUUAUUCCACAGGGUCCUUGUGUAUAAAUAAAAAGCUUUACAUAGCUGUUCAUUCUUCUUCAGGCAAACAUUCAGCUCAGAAUGAGAUUAGUAUUUCAACACAGUCCCCACUUUCACAUCACCUAUAGUGAACCUAAUCCAAUUUAUAAGAGGACUUUGAGACCAUCUCACAGCAGAGAUAAUCUGGAGACAUGUCAUGGUGGUAGUAAUUAUGUAAAUAUAUGACAAAUUGAGUACUCAUGUAAGUAGAGCUGUGACCUAGUGUAAAAGAUAGGAUGCUCUCUGCAUAUUUUUAUUUUCCCUGCAGAAGGAUAUGUGCGCCUGCAGAGAACCACCAAUGGAAAAACUAUUAAUUGAACUCUGUUCGUGUGUUCAUUAAAAGCACAGUGAUUGACUUCCUGUUGUGUAACAUUUGAAAAUAACGUCUAUCCUGGUAACUGGCAGGAAGCCAGAGGCAAAAUCCAGUACACAUAGAUAGCAGAUCGAUAAAGAGGCUGCUGGAGAAAUGAGGGGUUAGUUGGUCACUGUUGCUCAUUUUUCAUUCUUAACUUGGUAAAACCAAAACACAACAACAAAAGAACUGCUAAACAAUGAAGUGCAAUCAGUUUUUGAUGUUCUUACAUAUUGCAGUUACACUGUGUAGCAUCUUGAUUCAAUUCUGCUUGUAUAUGCAUAUACCGUUAAAGCCUCACUGAGCUGAAUGCAGGGCUGUUCUGUGUGGGGUUUACAAUAUGAUGAGAGCAACAGCACUGUUGGGGUAGGAUUAUAUGAACCCUUAAAAAAAGGUCCCCCUGAAUAUAUAAAGAGUUACACACAAACAUGAUCACCAAUGAGGAUGUGAAAACCUUUAGUGCAUGUGCUCAUGAGUGUUAGCUCAAUUUGCUUACCAUUAGUGUCUUGGUUAUUGUUCUUCUUCGAAGAUCAGGCAAGUUGAAAAUAAAUAUUUGGGUUUUUUUGUUAUUACAUAUGUAUUUUGGUAUCACAGACAUUCGUUUUACUUAAUAUGGAAGAAAAAAAAGACCAAAAAAAAUAGCUUAAUUCUUCUAUAGUAGAUAAGGCAUACAUACAAAGAAAUAGUUGUCCUUAAAUAUUGUUAGAAACUAUUCUGAAUGUUCAGACUUCAUGAAGUAUUAACUAAAGAAUGUGAAAAGAUGUGCAUUAAUGUAUUUUAAGCUGCUAUCUAUACUCUUGAUAUAGAAGAGUUUAAAUAUAUGUGUGGUAUUCUACUUUUUAAAUGUUAUCUCUGUAUACUUGUUUGUGAAUGUGUAGUAACAAUGUGUGCCUCUUUCUAUUGUCACGUUUGACCUCAUUAUUUCUUGUGUCUUAAAAAGGUUUAAUUGUUAAAUUCUGAGGCUGUUUUAGACUUUCUCGCUGUCUGUCCUUUUGACAGACAGGGCCAUAAAAUCUCCAUCAUGUUAUUUUUAUUUCUGUUUCAUCACUGGAUGUCUCUCAACAAACUGAAAUCACAACCUCUGAUCAACCACUAUCUUUAUUAAAGAAACAAGCACCUGACAAAAAACAACAGCACUCAACAUUGUUAAGGUACAAUUACAUAGUUGUGUACUUGUGAUAGUAAAGUACGGCUAAUGCUGGCUAAUGCUAAUUGAACUACUCUGUUACUGUGGUGUGCUUAUGCUAGUGCUAGCUUGAACCCCUGUUGGCUCACUUCCAAGAGUAUGUUAGCUUUAGCUUAUGAAAGCGUUAUCUCCAUUUAAGCAGAGCAAGGCAAGCUUAUUUAUACAGUACAUUUUGGAACAAAGGCAAAGUGUUUCACACAAGACAUUAAAAUAAUCUUUACAAAAGGUUAAAAAAAACCAUUGAAAGGAAACAUUCC